This is a messenger RNA of Gallus gallus (chicken), 4603 nucleotides long. RefSeq lists its product as uncharacterized. The transcript is spliced from 18 exons. Gene Ontology annotation, cellular component: cytoplasm. The coding region runs from base 2148 to 4295 and encodes 715 amino acids. The record is from RefSeq and is a predicted model, not a curated record. Lineage: Eukaryota; Metazoa; Chordata; Aves; Galliformes; Phasianidae.
GGCCUUAUGAGGAGCAGCUGAAGGAGCUGGGAUUGUUCAUCCAACCUUGGUGAUUCUAUGAUUCUGUAUAAGGCAUAAAUCUUCUUUUAAUUCUUAAAAUAUUUUAAAAUAUUUUCCUCUGAGCGUCCCAUGAAAAUCAGUGUUACUUUGCAGCAAUCAUCUGAAUGUUUUUGUGUAUCUUGUGUCAGUGAAGAAACUUGACCAAACAAACCCCAACAACAAAACAGAGAGAAUGGCAUCGAUCUCUAGACCUCACCGACAUGUUACAGACAAAUUCAACAAAUGAGAGCAGGCAAAAAGAAGAACGGAGCCUGAAAGAUGCUCCUGCCUCUUCAUAAAUGAAACAUCAGCCCAGAAGUAAACUUGACAGACAGUGACUUUGUAAUGCAAGAAGCGCAGAGCACAAGCAAAAAUUGUGUAACACUUUCAGAUUCUCUGAGGCUGGAUCCAGGGCUCGCAUGUCCCCUCGGUUAUCAGCAAGCCCCUUCCAUUUCAACCUGACUUCUGCGUCUAUCUGUUAUGCCUCUCUCUUUCUGAUCCCUGAAAUGAUCUCCAGCAUAUUGGCUUGAUAAAGAAUAAAGAACAAGGCUUCCGGGGGAAGAGAGAAAAAGUGUUACAGAGCAGCACUGAUAAGAUGAGUAAAUAUUACAAAAAAAGGAAGAAGAGCCAACGGAGUACAAUUUUACCCAGACCACCCCAAUGGACAGGGACACCAAGGGGAGGCCAAGGCAUCAGCUGCACCUCUAUGGAGAGAGGAGAGAUGUGAAAACAGAUAGUGUUCUCCAUGGCAACGUGACAUGGUGAGAUUUCAGCCAAGACUUGCUUUGUCUGAUGGACAACAGGUUGAUCAUGAGCCAGCAGUGUGCUCUGUGGUCGGGAAGAUCAGCAGUAACCUGGGGUGCACUAAAAAAAGGGUGGCCAGCAGGUUGAGGGAGGUGAUUCCCUCUGUUCUGCCCUGGUGUGGCCACAUCUGGAGCACUGUGUGCGCGCCAGGCUCCUUGCUGUGUUGCCCAGCAAUGGCACAAGAGGCAACAGGCACACACUGGACCACAGGGAGUUACUCUGGAACAUGAGGAAGAACUUCCCUGUGAGGGCGGCAGAGCACUGGAGGAAGCUGCCCGGAGGGGCUGCGGAGUCUCCUUCUCAGGAGAUCAUCAGCAUCUGCUUGGAUGCUUUCCUCAGCAAUCUAACCUAGGGAAUCUGCUUUAGCAGACGGUUGGGCUGGAUGAUCUCGAGAGGUCAUUUCCAGCCUCUUCAGUUCUGUGAUUCUGUGAUGUUGCACCUAAGCACCUUUGUCUGUCCCGCCUUUUGCAGAUGGACCUGGGGUCUGCCCUGGUGGUAAUCUCAUUUCAUACUGUCUUUGACUCAGCUUGCAGCUGUAACUUCAGCCUGGCUAUGGUCAAGCAAAGAAUAGGCUUGUUACUGAGCAGGUUUCUUUUUUAAGUAGAACAGCAGCUUGUCUACAGAAGGUGUAGGCCAAGUUUUAGUGUCUUCUGACGCAGCGGAUGAAGGAUUAUCUGCUGGGCCCAAAUGCUGGGCAGAGCUGACCUAAGCAAGAGGUUUAAAAUGGCGCGCAAACAGUGACAGGGGAUGCAGGUGAUCCGUAGGGCAGAGAACAGAAAUAUUAAACAGAGCAAAUUUGGGAGGAGCCUCCUGGUCAUUUAUUUUCAAGAAAGAAGCAGGCUUCAUAGGGAUGCAGAGCACAGCAAUCCUGUGCUGUGAGAAGGAAGAUCGCUGAGUCUAGCAGACAAAACCUCACACAGGUGAGGUGCCUCCCAGCAGAAGCACAACAGCCUGGGCAGUCCAGCUGCUCUCAGGCCCACUUCCAAAGCGUUCUGGCUAAGCGGGCGCACACAUCUCUCCUGCUGAGGAGUUUGGUCUACACCAUUUGAACCGGGGUCCAGAGCCAGCCCCGCCCGGGCGGGGCAGCGUGUCACAGUGGGGCCCUUUGUGACACGUCCCUGUGUCACCCAGGCAUAGCUGGCACCGACACGGCAGCCCCGCAGUGUCCGUCAGGACAGCGAGGAGACAGGGCAGCAGUGUGCGGGUCUGGCGAGGAGCCCCCCGAGCGCAGCCCACGUCGUUUUCCUCAACCCCCGGCAGCCCCGCGGCUGCCCCCUCCCCACCCUCAGCUCUCAUCCAGCAGGAUGGAGGAGAGACCCCCCAGCAGCCCCAGGGUAGCCUGGGAGGAGAGUGGGGCUCCCCGGGAGAGGAAACCUCCACCGGAGCCCUACGAAGUGACCGAGGUGCAGCCGCUGCGUGCUGAUGCUGACUGGCUGCCUGUGUAUGCAGUGGAAAAAGAGGCUGUAGAUUACAUCGAAGCCUAUGUCAACAUGGAGGAAAAGGAUCUGGUGCAGAAGAUGCAGUUCCUGAACUGCAUUUGCCUACUCUGCAGCAAUGCCAGAAGGAAACGCUUGACAGCGAGCCUGGAUAUCUUCAGCUUCCUAAACAAUCUGCCAGAGCACAUUGAGGUUCUGUUGUGCGAGGAGCCCAGGGAGCAGCUGACCACAGCACUGAGAUACCACUGCAUGAAUGCUAUUGCUGCCUUGAGCGAAGCGACGGCAAUUUCAGAGAGCGAAAUAUUACAUCUCUUAAACGUGUGCUUCAGUGUCAUCUUCAACCUUCCUCCAAAAGAAAACCUGAACAUUUGCCUCUACAACCAUACCCUGAGUGCUAUGGACAACAUGCUGUGGAUCGUGCUACACAGCCAUCCCACCUCCAGCAUCGAUAAGCAGCUGCAGAGUAUCUUUGAGGUGCUGCUGCCCUUCACCAUCUCCAAGAGAAAAACUGUGUGUGAGAGGGCCAUGGAGCGGAUCCAGAAGCUCUGCGGUUGCACAGCCAGCAGUUUCAGGCAGCAGUUAAGGAGACACGAACAUUCCAGCCAGGCACUCUCAUUCUUUGCAUCCCAGAGCUGCCUCUACAGCUCAGGGCUACCUGCAAGAAAAGCGUGUGCACAGCCACUUGGAAAGAACCUUCACCCUUCUCAGCGGACAGACAUUGUCCUUGCGACCCUUGAGAAGAUCACUGGAGACUACAGUUCUGAUGAAAAGGAGUGGGCUGAGGCUAUACUGGAUGUGGUUCGGAGAGACCCUGGAACCUGGCUGAUGGAUGUGCCAGAGAUUCUGGGGUACAUCCAGACAAACCUGAAAAUAGAGAGCACAUCAGUUCAGCAAAUCCUGUUCUCGGUGCUUGAUUUGCUGGCCAUUCAGUUUCCCAAGGAUGUGCUGAGGAGUAUGCUGACCGACCUUCCACAAACUGACAGCACUACCCUGGACAUGUGGAGCAGCGUGCUUCCCGUGCUGAAAACGUCAGAGCACAUCUUGGACGAACUGAGCAAUGUUCUCCAGGACCAGCGGUUGUGUGAGAACUGUAACGUCACCACAGCGGAGUUGAGCCUCCUUCGCUUGACUGUGAUGCAUCCCACAGAAGAGAACAUGCAGCAGCUGUGUCAGCCAGCAUGUCUCCAGAGGCUUCUGAAAAUCGAAAGCCUGCCACUUCUCUGGCUGGUGCUCACAGGCCUUGUCCUGCUGUCCGAGAGACCUGAGACGGCAGGAGUGAUACGGGCCCUGCUUCCAGAAGUCAUGGAGACCCUGCGCUUUGCCAGCACGCCCAUUACUCUGAAGGUGCUCAAUAUCUUCAGAAAUGUAAUGCGCAAUCUGGGGAAGAGGCAGGCCAGUCCCAUUGCUCUGCAGCUGGCUGAGAAGAUUCUGCCUCUUUUUAAUCACGUGUCAAGUGAGGUGCGAGAAGGUUCCAUCCGCCUCUUCAAAGAAGUGAUGGAUGCUGUGGUGUGGUGUAAGAAGGGAAACAUGAAGAAGGCCGUGCGCAGGGGCCUGCUCCCUCUGCUCUUUCAGAUGAGCGACGAGACCCCGAGCGUAGCACAGGCAUCUGGGGAAGCCCUCGUGGCGUGUGCCAAGUUCCUGAAGUGGAAGGAGCUCAAGCACCAGGCCCGGGAGGAGAACACAGUGGGGAUCAGGAUGUGUUUGCUGCAGCAGGACAGGAGGAGAGUGGAAGGCUACCUGUGGCAGAGCCUGCCAUACCUGAAGGAUUCUCAGGCCUCCUUGCGAUGCGAGGCUGUCACAUUCCUUGGGCUGGCUGUGCAGCACUCCAGGGAACAAAGUGAGGAAAUGCUGAAUGAAAUCUGCAAUGCCCUUCAGCCUUUGGAAGAUGACGCCCAUCCGGCAGUCCGUUCCCUGGCAGCUGGGACAAUCCAGAUGCUGAGACAUGAAAGGCAGCAGGCGGCAUCAGCACGGAGCAGGCUCGCAGCGCUUUGCUGCUGGCCCUGCAUCGCCAUCUGAAAUGUGUCAAGUGAGGUGCGAGAAGGUUCCAUCCGCCUCUUCAAAGAAGUGAUGGAUGCUGUGGUGUGGCGUGAGAAGGCAAACAUGAAGAAGGCUGUGCGCAGGGGCCUGCUCCCUCUGCUCUUUCAGUUGAGCAGCGACAAAGAAUGAUUCUGCAAAGCUUCUUUGCUGACAUUUAGCUCUUAAAAUAACGACAUUAUUUUUAGUAUCCUACGUUAUUUUAUACAUUUUAUGUUUUGUUAGUUUUGUAUUAAAUUAUAUUUUUACAUUUAAAUAUUUUUGUAAUAAAAUAUAUUUUUAUAUUUAUA